Molecule: messenger RNA, 4177 nt
Organism: Ictalurus furcatus (blue catfish)
Lineage: Eukaryota; Metazoa; Chordata; Actinopteri; Siluriformes; Ictaluridae
Gene: ppp1r12c
Product: protein phosphatase 1, regulatory subunit 12C
Exons: 25
Coding region: 495-2600 (701 amino acids)
Biological process (GO): signal transduction
Cellular component (GO): cytoplasm
Molecular function (GO): phosphatase regulator activity; protein kinase binding; enzyme inhibitor activity
Source: RefSeq, a predicted model, not a curated record
CUUCACUGUAACCCUAUUAGCUUCCGCCGCUUAAUUUCUGUUGUCAAAACCAACCGGAAGUACUUCACCGGAAGUACCUGCCUCGAGCGCCGUCUAGCAGCGCGGAAGAGAAACGCCAUAUUUUGAUUUGUUUUAUUUAUUUAUUUAUUUUUGACAGUGUUUGACAGGCGCGAUGUCAAGUCGUUGUCCCUAAACCUGUCUUUUUUCCCCCUCCCCAGUCGCCUUCUUAUUUAGUCGAGGAGUACAGACAAUGUUAGUACAGCAUUAGAAGUUGUUUAGGCUGAUAUUUAAGGAUUCCGUUGAAACGCGUUGGUUUGUAAAGAACGCUCGCGCGCUUGCCGUGAGUAACUUCCUCCAAGCAAUUUUGAAUAAGGAAGUAGCUCAGUUAGCCAGCUAGCUAGCUCGCGACAUGUAAACAUCUCCAAUGGAGGGUGUGUCCGUGUGAAUAUUUUCCCUGUUUUUUUUUUUUUUAAAGUGAGUAUUUUUUUGGGAGAAUGGGCGACGCGGCGAAAGUUCAGCGUCGGGAGCAGAUAAAGCGCUGGAACGGCUCGUCUACAGACAAACAGCCGGCCGCGCCACGGAGACGCUGGCGGGAUGAAGAGGAGGAUGGCCGGGAAGAUGGAGAGAGAGUACAGGACUCAGACGUACACCGACCUGGUCGGCAACACGUCAAACGAAGGAGGCGUGUUCGAUUCGAGAGGACAGCGGAGUUCCUGGCCAUCUGCGCCAGUGGUGACCUGGAGGAGGCGAAGGAGAUGCUGAAGGAGGUGCAAGUCAUAAGCGAUGACGACAAAACUUCUCGACAGGACGUGGUCAACUGUUCCAACGCUGACGGAAUCACAGCACUGCACCAGGCCUGCAUCGAUGGUAGUAUCGAGGUGGUGGCCUUCCUCCUGUCUCAAGGUGCUAACGUAAACCAGGUGGACAACGAGGGCUGGACCCCGCUUCACGUAGCAGCUUCCUGUGGGAACAUAGAAAUCGCUGAAUACUUGUUGCAGGAGGGCGCAUCUCUAAGCUUGGUGAACUGUGAUGGCGAUGUACCAUUAGACAUCGCCGAAGAUGAAGCCAUGGAGGCAUUACUGCAGGAGCACACUCUGAAACAGGCUCUCUGUGUAAAAUGUCCAGGUGUGGAUGUGGAGGAAGCUAAGCGGUUGGAGGAAGAGUUGAUCAUGCGUGAUGCCCGUCGUUGGCUUACAGAGGGCGUGCCUACUGAUCUGCACCACCCAAGGACCAAAGCCACACCCCUACAUGUUGCGGCUGCUAAGGGCUACCUGGAGGCCAUCAAGUUGCUGUGUCAGUGUGGCCUGGAUGUGUCUGCUAAAGAUGGGGACGGCUGGACUCCGCUCCACGCUGCAGCCCACUGGGGUCAGAGCGAGGCCUGUUGUCUCCUCGCAGAGCAACUGUGUGACAUGGAGGCCCGCAGCAAUGGGGGUCAGACUCCAUUUGAUGUGGCCGAUGAAAGUGUGGAGACCUUGCUGGAGGAAUUACUGCAGAGACAAGCUAGUUGGCGCACCGAACAGGACAUUAAGGAUAAACAGAAUGCACAAGCGUCUGCAAACGGCAGCACUGCCAAGAAACGCAGGAGCUCGGUGUGUAGGAUGAGCAGCCGAGAGAAGAUGAGCGUGCAGGAUCAGUCAAAGGAGCGAGGAGUCUCUGGAGGCCUACUAAAUGAGGAGCGAGAGAACAGUCCCGAGACUUCCACGCUGCCGAGUCCAGAUACUGGAAGCAUUACUACCUCCACGGUCAGCCCUGCUGACAAGACGCCUGAAGAGAAGGAAGCAGAGGAGAGAGAGCAGGAACGAGAGAGUCGUACUGCUCGUGUUCCUCCGACUCUGCAAAGAUGCGACUCUGCCACAGAGAGCCCCAGCAGUCCCUCUACUGACGGCAAGAAGUACCAGGCUCCAGUUCGAGAUGAGGAGUCAGAGUCUCAGAGAAAAGCUCGUUCUCGACUCAUGCGCCAAUCACGACGCUCCACUCAGGGAGUGACCCUAACUGACCUUAAAGAGGCUGAGCGAACCGUUAAUAGGGCGUCUGAACCUCAGCCCAGUCUUCAGACUGUCAGCCCUGUUGUCACGGUAACGCCAGCAGAGAGAGACACAGAGCCAGUGAAGGCCUCCAGCCCAGAGGGAGACUCCAAACUGGGUGUGAGAGAUCGCCGAAAAGCAAGGAGAGAAAGACGAUCCACUGGCAUCGCCACAAAUAUAGGAGAGACGGAGGACUUGGAUGCAAACGAGCCGUCACAAGCAGACAGCACCUCAAGUGACACCCAGCCAGUAAAAUUGUCCCUAUCACUGGAUUUUAGAAAGCUGUAUGUGGAGAUGCUGAAGGAGAACGGUGCACUGAGAGAGAAGCUCCAGGAGACACAGCUGAAGCUCAGCGAGUGCAAAGUGGAGCUCGAGCGACUCAGACAGAGCCAGGAAAAUGGUUGUGACCGCCCUGCUCUACUGGAACUAGAGAGAUUUGAGAAGAAAGCGCUUGAGAGGAAAGCAGCAGAGCUUGAAGAUGAACUCAAGGUUCUUGUUGAUCUGCGUGCUGAUAACCAGAGGUUGAAAGACGAGAACGCUGCUCUCAUUCGUGUCAUCAGCAAGCUCUCCAGAUGAGUCGACACUGCCACUCCCGCCACUAUUCACUGAAACCACAAGGUGGCAGCACUGCCCAUCUCUUUACCCAGAAUAAACUGGAAGAACGCUCCUCUUUCUGCGUGGCCAUAACACACUGCAACUGUGUAUGUGUGUGUGUGUGUGUGUGUGUGUGUGUGUGUGUGUGUGUGUGUGUGGUCUUUCUCACCCCUCGGGUGGCUAAACUACUGUUCUCCAAAUUAACCUGCACACAAAGGUGAGCAGACCUAGCCACAGCACAACCCUCAGUUAAACAGCACACGAACAUCAGGAAAUCCCAGACCGCCGAUUACUCCCGGACUGAUUUCUCUCGUUCCAGUUUCUAUUUCUCAAGUGUGACAUCACAACACGCUUACGCACAGAUGAAAAGGAAGGGUGGAGAAAGAUACUCGUUUGUCUGAAGUCUAAUGUUGACUCAUUAGUGAGGUGGAAAUCAAGCUACAGCUGGUUUGUUCAUACAAAUUACAUUCUUCAAAGCAGAAAUGGCGUACAGCGGACCAGAUACCCUUGAGCUCAUCGAGCAUCUGCAACAAUUAAGUCUGGAUGUGGAGGAGAGGCAUGUAGAGGAGAUGCAUGUGGAGUCAGUCUCUUGCAGUAGACGUGGUUGACUGAAGUGGGCUUCCUUUUAUUGCCUUCCCUUCCCUCCGCACCACUCUGUUAUUCUCAGACCUUUAUUCCUCCUGUGAGGAAAUUCACAGAACACUGAAGCAGUGCUGCUGAGCCUGAACAGCCUUUGAUGGAUCAAUGACCAUGAUGAAAUAAAACACAGCAAUGACUAAGUGGACUCUUUCUUUUCUCAAUUUAUACUAGUUAAACUUAAGUAUAAUGAAUAUUUGUGUAGUCAGUUAAUUAGCUUUUUAAUUAGAUUUUAAAAUAUUAUGAAUUAUUAUAAUAUGAAUAUUAUAUUAUAAUUUUUUUAAAUUAUUAUAUAUAAAAAAUUAUAAUAUAAUAUCCUAUUUUAUAAUAAAUUAUUAUGAUUGUUUCGAUUGUUUAGAAUACCCACACUAUGUGAUUGUUUACUCAGAUGCCACAUGAUGCCGUUAGUGAGAUGAGUGAAUUCUUCCAGAAACUAAGCCUGGGGGAAGAAAAGAUGGAUGUGGAUGUGGAUGAAGAGGAGAUGGAUGUGGAUAUGGUUGUAGAGAAGAUGGAUGUGGACAUGAUGGAUGAGAUGAACAGCCCGAAAGAACAGAUCAGAAAGAGGAUCAGAUUGAUGAUCAUACAAAUGAUCACAGCCAGGAUCUGAUCAUUGGAGAUAUGCGACUGACAGCAAAUCUCCGUUUUCAGAUAUUUGGCUCAAGUUGGACUUUUGUAUAUAUGUAAUUUCUUACCUAAUAGUAUCUAUUUUAUUCUAGUUCACUUUCUAACCUGUAAAAUACCCAACUGUAUCCUGUGUCUUGUAUGGGUAUUAUUGUAAAUAUGUAUAUGUUACUUUGUUUGUUUUGCUUUGUUAUUUAAUCAAUAUUGCAUUAAAUUUAAACAAAGUUUAAGUCCUCCAAAGUGGGGGGGUGGAUGGUAUGGGGUUUUUAAAAAAAAAUAAAUAAUUAAACUAGUAAAAUGCA